Molecule: messenger RNA, 1407 nt
Organism: Nannizzia gypsea CBS 118893
Lineage: Eukaryota; Fungi; Ascomycota; Eurotiomycetes; Onygenales; Arthrodermataceae
Exons: 6
Coding region: 1-1407 (468 amino acids)
Source: RefSeq, a predicted model, not a curated record
AUGAACACCGCGGAACAGCUAUCGUGUCCAUUCUGUGACUUCGCUGAUGCCGACGCAGAUUUUUUGGCUCAACACGUAGAACUCUGUCACCCCGAAAAUGGCACCUCGCCCUUCCUAGAAGCAGAGGAAGAAACACAUAUCGGAACUACCAGAAAGCCGGAGUGGUGGCACGGUGACACACCACUAUACACUGAUGAAGAUGCAGAGACAGACAUUAAAUAUGUUGACUGUCCUACUGGAUGUGGUGAGGCAGUGACUGAGGAUCAGCUCAUGAGCCACCUAGACCUACACCUUGCGGAGGGCCUGGCCCUCGAAGAACCCAAGGGAUUUGAUACCAGAGGCACAAACAUGAGAUCAUCCGGAGGCAUCGAAGAAGAUGAAGAAAUAUCCCCCACAUUAAGCAAGGCGCUGGGGAAACACGAUGGGAAACGGCAGCGAGAUGCACCAAUAUACGCAAAGGCCCCGAAGCAGAAGAAGAAAAUGAGAAAAGCUGGCCAGCUUGGGACAACGGAGCUAGGGCCAUAUGCUCGAGAGCCCAAGAUGCCUUCAUGGCUACACAAAAUGCUUAAAGAUGGGCCUGACAUUACCCGUGAGAAUAGGAUAUCACCGGACGGCACAUUGCACAAAGUUGAGAUCGUCUCAAAUGAAACGCCAGGCCUUAUCCCGGUUAUUGCUCGGCUCUGCCAACAAGAUUACUCAGUAGAGCAAGCCUACCUCUGCAGUCCUAAUGUUCGGCAUAUAUUUAAAAUGCAAAAAGAAGGUGGAUUCUGUGGGUAUCGUAAUAUUCAAAUGCUUGUUUCUUACAUCCAGGGAAACAAUGCAACGGGUCAUGAGCAUUUCCCCGGCAGAACCCCUUCGAUAUUAAAACUACAGGACAUGAUAGAGCAAGCCUGGGAUAAUGGUUUCAACAGCCAUGGGCGGACAGAGACUGGGGGAAUAAGAGGCACACGGAAAUAUAUAGGAACCCCUGAGGCUGCGGCGUUGUUCCAAAAUUCGGGGAUACCGUGCCGCCCGAAAGUCUGCAGCGAGACGACAGAUGAUAAGGCCUUUGAAUCUCUCUAUUUAACAGUAGCCGAGUAUUUUCUGAACGGUAAAACUCCUGGCUCUGGGAAGCAAAUUGUUCAGACGGACCUCCCUCCGAUAUAUCUACAACAUGCAGGUCAUUCGAUGACCAUUGUUGGAUUCGAAAUCCGAGAAAACCGCAGCGUUAACCUGCUUGUGUUUGACCCAAUGUUCAAGACAUCGCCUGCAACUUCAAAGCUGGUCGGAACACAGUUCAACACUGAAAAGCCCGAUUCCUAUCUGAAGGCAUUUCGAAGGACUAGCAGAUAUUUGCGACAAUUUGACACAUUUGAACUCCUGAUGCUCGAACCGUUAACAGAGAAGUCUACAUCCGAGAUUGAGUAG